AUGGAGAGGGGGUGUGGGGAGACCCUCGGGCAUCGCUGGCCUGGGGGUGCGAGGAGCUGGGACCGGCACCACGGCAUCACCGGGCCAUCCUCACGUUCCCUGGAGGCACAGAGCGGCCUCCACACCACUGUGGGCAGAGAACAGGAGCAAACACUUUCUCAGGUGAAGGACUCGCAUGAAUCAGCCAUGAAUGUGAAUGAAGACACUGAUUCCAGGAGGCUUGGAGCCACUAACAAAGUCUGUUUGUAUUUCAUCAUCGCCACCCUGGGUGUGUUGCUUGUCUUUGCCUUGGCCACCAUCAUGGUCCUGGUCGUCCAGAGGACGGAAGCUGAUCCUGCCAUGGAGGGCAUCAAAAACCCCAUCAGGACAGGUAACACCUUUGAAGACUAUUUGAGGAUCCUACAGAGUGUUCCAGCAGCCAAUGGAACUGCUGCCUACAUGAGAGUGUCCAGGACAGUGAACAGCUCCAAGCUGAGCCUGGUGGAGAAGGGGAUCUGUGAGGGCAUCGAGUGCCAGAGCCCAGAGCUGGUGAUCAGGGAACACGGCCUCUACUUGAUCUUCUGCAACUUGAACUUUCACUUUCCCAACUGCUCCAAGAGCCCCAUCGACCUCAAGAUCGAGCUCCUGGUGAACAACAGGGUGGACAGGCAGACGUUGUCCACAUUCUGUGCCUCAGAAACGUGCCAGGACGAGACUUUUAAGACCUUGAUCCAGCUGCACUUGACACACCUGGAGAAGGAGGACAAAAUAUCAGUGACACUGAACCAUCCUGAGUUCCUGAAUGAUGUUUCUCUUCCCAAUGAAAACGUCCUUGGGGUCUUGAAGUACAACGAUGAAAUGUGA
This is a messenger RNA of Melospiza georgiana, 843 nucleotides long. Its product is annotated as tumor necrosis factor ligand superfamily member 8-like. NCBI's taxonomy places the organism in Eukaryota, Metazoa, Chordata, Aves, Passeriformes, Passerellidae. Gene Ontology annotation, biological process: immune response; CD8-positive, alpha-beta T cell differentiation. Gene Ontology annotation, molecular function: tumor necrosis factor receptor binding. The transcript has 6 exons. Gene Ontology annotation, cellular component: membrane. Bases 1 to 843 code for a protein of 280 amino acids. The record is from RefSeq and is a predicted model, not a curated record.